AUGGCUUACGACAUGCCCUACUCCAACAGAGAAAGUGGACGAGAUUAUCGCAAUGGUUCUCGACACGUUGAGCAUCCAUAUGAAAAUUCAGGCUCAAGAAAACGCUACCGUGAUGCUCCACAACCAUCCUUCGAAAAUGAUGUAAAAGAUCGAGAGUAUGACUAUUACAGUGCAGAUAACGAGUUCCUUUCUCCUAACAGACGAAUGCACCGAAGUAAAGAUAAUCCAGUGAAAUAUCGCUCGGAUUCACGGUACGACCGUUAUGCAGACACUAGCCCUGUCGCCAGAAAGCGUAGUAGAGUGGAUGUUCAAGGUGAUGCAUCUCCUCCCAAGCCAUCUCGCAUUCUUGGUGCCUUCGGAUUGGCAAUGCGUACUGAAGAAAGAGAUUUAUACGAUGCCAUGAAAAAAUAUGGUGAUAUUGAAGAGGUCAAGAUUGUUCAGGAUAGUAUAUCAGGGCGUUCACGUGGCUUUGCAUUUAUAUAUUUUCGAUCCAUGGAAAGCGCCAGGGCUGCACGUGCAGCGUGUGCUAGGGGCUUGGAGCUACAUGGUCGCAUUGUCCGAAUUGACUACAGUUUUACCAAAGGACCACACGAUCCCACUCCUGGAGUAUAUAUGGGCAAAGAGAAUAAACGACUCAGUCAUGGUGGACGUGGACGUCGGCCAAUGUUUGAAGAGCGUCGAAGAUCUCCUAUGUAUGAAACUCGAGCUCCUCCUAGACCACGUCCUUCUCAACGAAUGCCUCGACCACCAGUAAUGGAAAAAUCCAGUCGUUAUGAUCAGUCACCGACACUAGAAGAGACAAGUCGACCGCGUGACUUGUUAGCAUACAAUUCCGGCGGUCGAAGUCGUUAUCCAAGGAAUGGUGAUAGUAUGCAUCAAAGUCAUUCACGUCCAUCUCGUCCUGUUGUCAUGCGUAAUUCGUAUAAUAGUAUGCGGCGUCAAGGAAGAAAUGAAUUUGCAUCAGUGAAUAACAGCUUUUCAUCAAAUUAA
Molecule: messenger RNA, 990 nt
Organism: Trichobilharzia regenti
Lineage: Eukaryota; Metazoa; Platyhelminthes; Trematoda; Strigeidida; Schistosomatidae
Source: the annotation of a GenBank genome assembly